CUUUACCCCUGAGAUUUGAUCGAAAUCUCGCCAUAUCAAUUUGCUUCUUCUUGGUGUAUCCUAUAUUGUCUAUGGUUCGACAUUACCUUCGGCUGUGAUUGCCGAAAAUCGAAGCUCUGAGCUCUGUAUUAUCUGUGCUAUUUUCUAUAGGAGGAGUCAGUCAUCAACAAAGGUUUUGGUGGUUUUUUAUCAAGGUUUACAAGGUGUUUGUUUGUUCUGAAGUUCAGUUUGUUAUCUUUGUUGAACAUGUAUCGGUUUUAGUCUAGAGUUUCAAUCUCUGUUUGUUUAUGUUUAGUUUGUGUCUGUGUUUUCCUUGGUUAAGGCUUACUUUCUAAGAAAACCUUUGUUUUCGCUAGCAUCUUUGCCAAAGUCUUUUCUUUGUACUGUUGGUUUUUCAGUGUGUAAAAAUGUAUUUUUCUUUGGAUGAACGAAAUCUUUCAGUAUUAAAAAAUAAAGGAACGAAUAAUCGGUAAACCGGUUUGGUUUGGUAACAAACAACUUUUAGUUAACUAAUCAAUCAUGCUUUACACGAGAAAUCGCAAUCAGUUUGGGCGGAUCCAACGGUUCUUACUGCUUAACCCGCUCUUUAUAAAAUACCCGCCCGGAAGUAUCCGACCCGAAAGAUUCUCUCUCUCUCUCUUUCCUAAAGUAACAAACCUUCAAAAAAUUCUGCGAAAUCUGAAAAAAAAAAAUCUGAAGGACGAAUCAGCCUGAGAAGCUUCUUCUCCUUCAAUACUUUGAUCCCACGCAUCGAUCUCGCAUCAAAUCACCGCCGGUCGAUUCGAGUUUUCACAUAGGGUUUUGAUCAUUUCUGAUCCGAUCCACGCUCCUAAAAACUGGUGAUGAAAGUCGAAUGAAGAGAUAUGGAUCUUACCGUAGAGACUUGCGUGGCGUAGUCUCUGAGAGAAUUGCUGAUGGGAGGAGAAACGGGGACAAGUUCGUCGGAGAAGCUGAGAAGAGGCGAUCGAGAAGAGGAGGAUGUGAAGGUUAUCGAGUGGGAAGAGUUCGACCAUGAGCUGACUCGGUUGUGGAGUCUUUCCUCUGCUCUUAAGUUAGCCACAGAGAAGAAGCUAACCCUUCAGCCCAAACUCGAGUCUCUUAUUCAGGUUAGUGCUGAAUCACUGAGACGUAGUAAUGAACUUGAAGAGAUGCGGCAGCGGCUGGAAGCAAGAAAGUUGCUGGUGGAGAAGACAACAGUUGCUUGCAAAGUCACUGAGCAGGAUGUUAAAGUGAAAGAGGAUAGUCUCAGUGCAGAGGUGAGAUCUUUGCUAGUUGGAGGCACAACCCUUUCAAUCGCUAAAAGCAAAUUGCAGGAGUCCAACUGCCAACUAGAAGGAGAGAGUGGUUAUACUCAUCUAAAGAUUGUAACGAAUAAGCUGAGAAAGAGGCAGCAGUACAUGGUAUCCCAAGUUUCAUUUAUCUAUCCCUUGAAGAUUGAGGCUGGACCUUCGCAAGACCAAGAACUGGAGUCACUUCCAGGUGGCAGUAGGUUAGUAGGAACUAAGCCUGUGAGUCAAGGAUCAGUGAGAAUCCUGGGGUUGCCUUUUAGUAUGGCCCCGUUUACAAAGAUGAGCUUCUUCACUGACAAGAAAGAAGUUCAGAAGUCGGCAACUGCCCUAGGAUAUGUAGCUCAUGCUGUGUCCCUAUUAGCUCCCUACUUGGGUGUGCCUAUUCGUUAUCCUUUGCGCCUAGGUGGUUCCAAAACGUACAUUCGAGACUAUGCGCCUUACAUGGAGCCUUCACCAUCAGAUAUGUCUACGAUUUCCACUCUUUCCCAAAGCUCUAAGUUUGUAGAGUUCCCUCUGUUUUUGGAUGGGCAAGAUACAACACGAGCUGCCUACGCUGUCUUCUUAUUAAACAAGAACAUCGAGCAGCUCCUGAACUUUGUUGGGGAAAACAGUCUAGGACCACGUCAGGUUCUAGCUAACCUCAAGGAGCUAAUCAGAAUCAUCCAGUCACCAGAUUAUAUAAUACAUUCUUGAUGAUGGAUGGUGAAGAUAUCCAACACUGUUUUCUCUUCUUGUAGAUGGAUCAACUUCUUCUUACACAUCUUCAGUUGUCUCUUAUUUUAUUUUUUUUGCAUCUUCUCACAAGUUAACAGUUUUUUGGUGAUAAAAAGUCAGGUUUUGUACUCGUUAUAGAACUCUUAGACAUGGAAAUUCUCUUUAGAAUAAUCUCUGUAAGUGUCAUGACAUUUACUGGUUUGGAGAUAGUAAAAGAAAGUCUAGUUCUUGUAA
Messenger RNA from Raphanus sativus (radish), 2237 nucleotides. RefSeq names its product vacuolar protein sorting 38. Lineage: Eukaryota; Viridiplantae; Streptophyta; Magnoliopsida; Brassicales; Brassicaceae. Gene Ontology annotation, molecular function: SNARE binding. Gene Ontology annotation, cellular component: lytic vacuole; endosome. The record is from RefSeq and is a predicted model, not a curated record. Bases 915 to 1982 code for a protein of 355 amino acids. Gene Ontology annotation, biological process: SNARE complex assembly. The transcript is spliced from 6 exons.